This is a messenger RNA of Monomorium pharaonis (pharaoh ant), 1588 nucleotides long. It is a transcript of the gene Ts, whose product is annotated as thymidylate synthase. Gene Ontology annotation, biological process: dTMP biosynthetic process. The transcript is spliced from 5 exons. Bases 153 to 1115 code for a protein of 320 amino acids. The record is from RefSeq and is a predicted model, not a curated record. Gene Ontology annotation, cellular component: cytosol; mitochondrion. Gene Ontology annotation, molecular function: thymidylate synthase activity. Lineage: Eukaryota; Metazoa; Arthropoda; Insecta; Hymenoptera; Formicidae.
AGUGAUUAUUUGCCUCUUCGCUCUUCGGGGCGCGCCAGAAACUGCCAAAAACUAAGAAUCAGGAAGAGUCACGUGUUAUUUACGUUUUCCCGCGCUUGAUCGCGUGUCAUAACCACUGACCCGACUGAACAUUUUGAAGAAGGAUCAAGGAAAUGUCAAGCAACGGUAUUGGAACUGGCAUCGAGGAAUCGUCGCAAGGACACGCGACGCAAGACAUGGAGCGGAAAACGAACGGAAAGCUGGAUGCGGAGCACGAGGAGUAUCAGUAUUUACGUCUCAUCGAGAAGGUUAUUAAGACCGGAACAAAGAAAGCCAAUCGCACCGGCGUCGAUACCUAUUCCAUCUUCGGUGCACAAAUGCGAUUUAGUUUACGAGAUGGUGUUUUCCCAUUACUGACAACCAAGAGAGUAUUCUGGCGAGCAGUAGUUGAGGAACUGCUGUGGUUUAUCAAAGGAUCAACAAACUCGAAAGAGUUGACAGAUAAAGGUGUUCAUAUUUGGGAUGAGAAUGGUUCGCGGGCUUUCUUGGACUCCUAUGGUUUCACUGAUAGGGAAGAGGGCGAUUUGGGACCUGUCUAUGGUUUCCAGUGGCGGCACUUUGGCGCCGAAUACAAAGACAUGCGUACGGAUUACACAGGACAAGGAAUAGACCAGCUAAAAGAAGUUAUCCAUAAAGUGAAGCAUUCUCCGGAGGACAGACGUAUCAUAAUGUCAGCCUGGAAUCCGGUUGAUAUUCCAAAGAUGGCAUUACCACCAUGCCAUGCUUUCGUACAAUUUUACGUGAACAACGGGGAAUUGUCCACGCAACUCUAUCAGAGAAGCGCGGACAUGGGUUUGGGAGUGCCGUUUAACAUAGCGUCGUAUUCUCUGCUGACUUACAUGAUCGCUCAUGUUACUGGAUUGAAGCCAGGAGAAUUUGUACAUACAAUGGGAGACUGCCACGUCUACGUCAACCAUAUAAGCGCCCUUGAGGAACAGGUAAAACGCGAACCGCGCGAGUUUCCAAAAUUAAGAAUAGUCAGAGAGGUCAAAGAUAUCGACAAUUUCACUGCCGAAGAUUUCGAAUUGAUAGAUUAUAAACCAUAUGCCAAACUCUACAUGAAGAUGGCCGUCUGAGUUCUACUAUCUCACUCGAAUAAGCUUAAUCCUCUGAAAGAUCUGUGUAAAAUUUACAUUUCGCUCUCUGGAUAAGCCCACAUUGUGGGAUUAAUGAGGCGGCAUUAAUUUUGCUGUUUAACGUACUUAAUUACUAAACCAACAUGCUAGAAACUAGUCUUUCUACAAACUAGUAUUUAUGAUCAGUAUUUCAGAUACACCGAGUUAAGUAGUAGUACUUUCAAUUACAAUAUUUUUUAAUAUGAGAGAGACGUAAAAAAAUUACCUCUAAUAGUUCGAUUUCUCUUUGCAUUUGGGCUGAGAUGGUAAAAGUGACGAAUAUAUUUUAUAUCGUAAAUCCCCUAGCUACAUAUAUAUAUUGUAAGUAAAGUCUUAUAUACGCAUAUACAUCUAAGUCUAUGUAUAUAUGUGUAUAUUUAACUAAACUUCACUUUCUAAGAAAAAUUAUAUUUUCGAUAAAUCUGUACCUUAAA